AUGAACGCUGCUUGCCUUGGAGAUUUGACAAAGCCAAAGGACAUGCAGGCCAAAAUCCAGGCUUUGAAAUUGAAAAUGAACUCGGCGCCCAAGGCGCAUAAAAAGCAACUGCGACAGCAAAUUGAGGAGCUUUCGUGCCUUAAGGCAAAAAUGCUAUCAGAAACACGUUGCAGCAUGCCUGAAGCGCCCUCAAAUGCCAAAGCUAGAUCAAGGAAUCGAAGCAGAGCCCCCGAAAAGGGGUUUCCCGAAACCCCUCUCAUUUGGCAUCCAAAGGCGUCCGAGGAAGAGGAGAAAAAACUUGGAAACAUCCUGUGCUCAGCGAACCUUGAGAUCCAAGAAAUGCCCGCCGAUGGGCAUUGCCUUUUUUCUGCAAUUUCUCACCAAUUUUACACGCGGCAUUCGAAGGUUGCUUGGAAAAUGUCGUCCUCUUUUAUCCAAAACAACGCCGAUUCGUUUUUGCCGUAUUUCCUGGCCGAUGACGAGGGCGUGGAAGAAAACACUCUCGGUAGCACUGCAUAUUGUGAUGUUUUAGAAAACCUCGUUCAGCAUUGUAAGCGUGUGGCCGAUACAGCAGAAUGGGGUGGGGAGCAGGAAAUCGUUGCCCUUUCGGAGUACCACCGUGUCCCGAUUUGGGUGUACCAAGCAUCGUGCCCUCUGACCGUAGGUAUCAUCGCUAUUCACACGGCCUCGGGGAACACUAUAACUCUCUUGUUGAUAUUCGCAAUGAACAUGCAAGCGAUGUCGACUAUAGCUCCUAACUCUUCCCGCACAGGCAUCAUCAAUGCCAUGCGACUUUUGAUGCUGAUCGAUGCCGUGGGGCCCUUGAGAAUAUUCUUUCCGCUGGCCGAUCCUUCAUCCUCGCCGUGCACCAGCUACUCGCUCACUCAUAACUUUGGAAAGGACUUUAUCAGAAAAGAAAGGCUGUAUACACCUUUGGACAAUGUCUUUUUGGCCCUAAGCAAAUCGGCAAAGGGGGAUGUGGAGUCCAUAUUCCCUGCCUUGAGACUUGAUUCGUACAAAAAGCUUCUGAUCUUUACAUGGAGGGGCAUUUUGUCAAAGCUGAUGAUUCUGCCUUAUGAAAAAGACACAAUUUCACUUGUCGUGUCGAUGAACCAUUCGCAAAAUUGCAUCUUUAUUGUCGAGCAGAAAUCGGCCGACCCAUGCAUGGCAGAUGAAAAACUACUGCUUGCCGUGUAUGGAGGAAAAAAAUUUGAAACCAUUUGUACGCUUGAUGUUGACGAAUACGAGGCCCUGCAAUGUUUAGGGCGAGCCGAAACCAAUUUUCUAAACCUUCGAUUGCAAAAUGCAGUGGAUCCGGUCUCCGAAUUCGGUGCUGUCAUCAGGAGAGAUCUUGGGGAAGAUCUGACGCUAUGUUACGGUGCAGAGAUGGAUUGCGUGUGGCCUGAAUCGCUUGCCGAUUUGGAGCGCUUGCCACUGAAUAGCUUCAUUGAAUUGAAGACCAUCAACAAGCAUAUCUUGAACAGCGAAAGCUUUUUUAGGUAG
This is a messenger RNA of Mitosporidium daphniae, 1503 nucleotides long. RefSeq names its product DubA-2-like protein. Bases 1 to 1503 code for a protein of 500 amino acids. Gene Ontology annotation, biological process: protein deubiquitination. Lineage: Eukaryota; Fungi; Microsporidia. The transcript has 4 exons. Gene Ontology annotation, molecular function: cysteine-type deubiquitinase activity. The record is from RefSeq and is a predicted model, not a curated record.